GGCGGAGGCGGACCACUGCUCCAGGCGUUGCACUUUUCAUUUGGUAUCGGCAUUACAAUCGCGCCCACAAUAACCGCCAACUUUUUGUCCAGCGAAGAGUCCGGAUGUGGUGGCAGUGAAUCAGAAACAACAACAAUUACAACACUCGCCGAUCUAUUGCCGACAACAGCUGAGCCUAAAUUUGAAUCCAUACUUUACAUCCCAUACCUGAUCAGUGCGGGUAUUGUGGCGUCGGGUGGACUGGCGUUACUGGCGCUCUACAUCUACAAGAAGUAUGUGCCGCCGCGUAUACCACACGCACCGCCGGCUUUCGCCGAAGAGAUGCCCAAAGAGUUGUCAAAUAUGGAGAAGUUUGAGAUCUGGAAAGAAAAUAUUCCCUCUUCUUAUACCAUAACAUUGAUUACUGUCGGCUCGUGUCUACUCAUGACAUACUAUGGCCUCGAAGUGACUUAUUUGCAAUUUUUGGCACAAUUU
Molecule: messenger RNA, 474 nt
Organism: Medioppia subpectinata
Lineage: Eukaryota; Metazoa; Arthropoda; Arachnida; Sarcoptiformes; Oppiidae
Source: the annotation of a GenBank genome assembly